Ictalurus furcatus (blue catfish) is the source of this 2877-nucleotide messenger RNA. RefSeq names its product mitochondrial carnitine/acylcarnitine carrier protein. Gene Ontology annotation, biological process: carnitine transmembrane transport; mitochondrial transport. NCBI's taxonomy places the organism in Eukaryota, Metazoa, Chordata, Actinopteri, Siluriformes, Ictaluridae. The transcript is spliced from 9 exons. Gene Ontology annotation, cellular component: mitochondrial envelope. The record is from RefSeq and is a predicted model, not a curated record. Gene Ontology annotation, molecular function: O-acyl-L-carnitine transmembrane transporter activity. Bases 1071 to 1979 code for a protein of 302 amino acids.
UGUGUGUGUGCCGGUAGAGGACGUCAGUGAGUGAGUGUAAAACUUUAACAGAAGCUCUGUGUGUGUGUGUGUGUGUGUGUGUGUGUGGGUGUGUGUGUGUGUGUGCCGGUAGAGGACGUCAGUGAGUGAGUGUAAAACUUUAACAGAAGCUCUGUGUGUGUGUGUGUGUGUGUGUGUGUGUGGGUGUGGGUGUGUGUGUGUGUGUGCCGGUAGAGGACGUCAGUGAGUGAGUGUAAAACUUUAACAGAAGCUCUGUGUGUGUGUGUGUGUGUGUGUGUGUGUGGGUGUGUGUGUGUGUGUGCCGGUAGAGGACGUCAGUGAGUGAGUGUAAAACUUUAACAGAAGCUCUGUGUGUGUGUGUGUGUGUGUGUGUGUGUGUGUGUGUGUGGGUGUGUGUGUGUGUGUGCCAGUAGAGGACGUCAGUGAGUGAGUGUAAAACUUUAACAGAAGCUCUGUGUGUGUGUGUGUGUGUGUGUGUGUGUGGGUGUGUGUGUGUGUGUGCCGGUAGAGGACGUCAGUGAGUGAGUGUAAAACUUUAACAGAAGCUCUGUGUGUGUGUGUGUGUGUGUGUGUGUGUGGGUGUGUGUGUGUGUGUGCCGGUAGAGGACGUCAGUGAGUGAGUGUAAAACUUUAACAGAAGCUCUGUGUGUGUGUGUGUGUGUGUGUGUGUGUGGGUGUGUGUGUGUGUGUGCCGGUAGAGGACGUCAGUGAGUGAGUGUAAAACUUUAACAGAAGCUCUGUGUGUGUGUGUGUGUGUGUGUGUGUGUGUGGGUGUGUGUGUGUGUGUGCCGGUAGAGGACGUCAGUGAGUGAGUGUAAAACUUUAACAGAAGCUCUGUGUGUGUGUGUGUGUGUGUGUGUGUGUGUGUGUGUGGGUGUGUGUGUGUGUGUGCCAGUAGAGGACGUCAGUGAGUGAGUGUAAAACUUUAACAGAAGCUCUGUGUGUGUGUGUGUGUGUGUGUGUGUGUGUGUGUGUGUGGGUGUGACUGCCUCAGGGUGAAGUGAAUAACACAUGAGUGUGUGUGUGUGUGUGUGUGUGUGUGUGUGUGUGUGUGAGAGAGAGAGAGAGAGAUGGGAGACACGGCGCGAGACCGGCACAUCUCUCCGGUAAAGAACUUCGUGGCCGGUGGAGUCGGGGGCGCGUGCCUGCUGUUCGCCGGACAUCCGCUCGAUACCAUCAAGGUUCGCCUUCAGACGCAGCCCAAAGCCUCGUGCAGUCAGUAUGUGCUGUACACAGGAACGCUCGACUGCUUCCGGAAGACUCUGUCCAGAGAGGGAGUGUUGGGUCUGUAUAAAGGAAUGGGAGCGCCGCUGGCCGGAGUGGCUCCAAUGAUGGCCGUCAGCUUCUUCGGAUUUGGACUCGGGAAGCAGCUGCUCCAGAGCGACCCGUCAGUCCCGAUCACCUCCGCACAGACGUUCCUGGCCGGAAUGUUAGCCGGAGUUUUCACUACAGUGAUUGUGGCUCCAGGAGAGAGGAUCAAGUGUCUGCUUCAGGUGCAGUCCAUCAGCGGGCAGCUGAAAUACGCCGGGCCGGUGGACUGUGCAGUGAAACUGUAUAAACAGCACGGUAUGCGCAGUGUGUAUAAGGGAACUGUCCUCACUCUUAUUAGAGAUGUUCCUUCUACUGGUCUCUACUUUUUAACGUAUGAAUACCUCAAAAAUGUCCUCACUCCUGAGGGCGAGAGUGUGGACCGACUCAGCACUCCGAGGAUUCUUUUGGCCGGAGGAACUGCUGGAAUCGUGAACUGGGCCGUCGCUCUUCCACCUGAUGUCCUGAAAUCCAAUUUCCAGACAGCUGCUGACGGACGCUACUCAGGUUUAGCGGAUGUUUUGCGAACGCUGCUGAGAGAAGAAGGAGCCCGAGGGCUGUAUAAAGGCCUGAGUGCGGUCAUGCUGCGAGCGUUUCCUGCUAACGCGGCUUGUUUUUUGGGAUUUGAAGUGGCUCUGAAGUGUUUAAACCGGCUCACUCCAAACUGGUGACCUCUACAUGACCUCACACUGACUGAUUCUGCUAAAAAGCAAACUCAUAAAGCUGGAAAUCAUGACCUCAGAUUUGACAUCUUAAAGGAAGAUUUCUCCCCAAACCCGAAUCUCAUUUCAUCUCCUGCUCUCCUUUAACGAUAGUGUUCAUAGUUUAUUUUUUCAUUAAAACAUGAAAUUAUUCAUGUAUACAUUUAUUAUUAUUAUUAUUAGUAGUAGUAGUAGUUAUUAUUAUUAUUAUUAAUUAUUAUUAUUAUUAUUAUUAUUAUUAUUAAUUAAUAAUAAUAAUUAUUAUAAUUAUUAUUACUAGGCACUCCGAGCCGGUUGCGUGAGGAAGGACAUCCAGUGUAAAACCUGUACCAUAUCUAUAUGUGUGCAGUGGAAGGCGCUCUGCUGUGGCGAGCCCUAACACGAGCAGCUGAAAGAACAUCAGCAACAUUUAUUAUUAUUUUAUUUUUUAUUAUUAUUAAUCUUCAGUUUAUUUAAAGUGAGCAGUUUGGAUGAAUUUGUCCUUUCAUUUCUUGCAGUAGCUCAUAUUUCUGGUUAGGGGUGAGCGAUAUAUAGUGCAGAUUUCUUUUGCUUUUGUGUAUAUCUUAUAAUAAAUUGUUUCAGAAUGAAAACAAAAUCUAAGAUAAACAAAGGCAGCCCGAGUAAACACAAAAUACAGUUUUUAAAUGAAAGCGCAACAGGAUCACGCAGCAAGACAAUGAUCCAAAGUGCAGGAGUAAGUCCACAUUAUAAUAAGAUGUCAGACACUAGUUCAGUCCCUGAGCUUCACACUGAAGACAAUAAUGUGUGUGUGUUUGCUUGUAUCUUUCUCAUUUGUAAGUCGCUUUGGAUAAAAGCGUCUGCUAAGUGAAUAAAUGUAAUGUAAUGUAGUGUGUGUGUGUGUGUGUGU